UAUGUAUACUGUUAAAUAACUUAAUUAUAAUAAUUCUUUUCAAUAGUAAAAAGCUGUCACUGAAUGUAAAAUUUACAUUAUAUUAUAAUAUUAUAAUAUUAUAAUAAUUUUUGUAUUUUAUUAUAUUGUAUUAUUAUUAUUUUUAUAACUGUACCAUUUUCCGAUUAAGUAAGUUAAGUCAAGAUUAUUAAGAUUGCACUAUUUUGCAUUCAAUAAUAGAACUUUUUAAUGCAAUAGUUAUUCUUUUCAAGUAUUUAAUCUAUUUUAUAAUCAUUUCAGCAACAGUGCUUGUUUAUUCGCUAAAAAAUUUACCAGGUAUGUAGAACAUGAAUCCUGAAAAUCGUGCAGAGGUAAACAAAGAUAACCGUUAGCAGCUGCCUAUAAGCCUGGUUACAACAAAAAAAGGUCAAGAUGAGUAUUUUAUGGACUAAUCAUGGCAGAUGUAAGUGGUCAGGAAAGCUAGGUUUGGUCCUUAUCAUAGCUUGGCUACUAGCGAUAUUUUUGUCAAUAAGUCAUAUCUUCAAAAGUUCUACGAUCAGCGUAUCUCAGUUGAAGAAAAAUUUUAAAAAUGAUGAAGAUAGAUUAAUGCAGAUAACAAAUAAUUUCCAGAUACUUAAGAAGCAAAAUAGUGUUCUCAGAAACAUCAUAGUUGGAAACAGCCCUGAAUCCAUACCAGGAAAUCAUCUCGGAAAAAUAGUAGAAAAAAUACGCAAAGAGUCAGUUUAUUAUGAUUUAUUCAAUCGAGAAGAAGUGAUUAACGGUAAUUAUAAUCAACCAUCUCUACAGUAUGAAGAGACCCGGCGUAAAAUAAGGAAUGAUGUACAGGAAAUGUGGUAUUUUAUUAAUGGCGAAUUAAAUAAAAUUAAGAAGAGUUUAGACAAGUACAAUACAUAUAAUGAUCUAAGUGCUACUUUUAAUCUUGUUAAUGAAUAUAAAAAGUCAUUAAUUACCAACAUAGACAAAAUAUACCAGAUUGAUGGAUACACCAAAUGGCGAGAAAAAGAAGCAAACGAUCUAUCAAGCUUGGUGCAACAACGUUUUAGGUCAUUGCAAAAUCCCAUUAACUGUAAUACUGCAAAAAAGUUAAUAUGUAACAUUAAUAAAGGGUGCGGUUUUGGUUGUCAGAUUCACCAUUUAGUUUAUUGCUUUUUGGUAGCCUAUGGAACAGAAAGAACGCUUAUAUUAAAAUCAAAGGGGUGGAGAUAUCAAAAAGAAGGUUGGGAGUCAGUUUUUUUACCACUUAGUGAUACAUGCCUUUCUCCAAAUGGUAAGACUCAUGCAAAUUGGCCCAGCGAUGAAUCGAAGCAAGUAAUCAUAUUACCAAUUGUGGACAAUAUAUAUCCAAAACCAAUAUAUCAACCGCCGAGUGUUCCAGCGGAUCUAGCGCAAAGACUUAGUAAAAUGCAUGGGUACCCAUUGGUAUGGUGGGUAGGUCAGGUUUUAAAAUACUUGAUGAGACCAAAUAACAAUACUAAGGAAUUAUUAGAUAAUAAAAGACAAAAAAUAAAAUUUAGUAAUCCUAUUGUUGGGGUUCAUAUACGUAGAACAGAUAAAGUAGGAACUGAAGCUGCGUUUCAUGACAUUGAAGAGUAUAUGAUUAGAGUGCACCAGUAUUUUGAAAGUUUAGAAAAAACGCCAAAAAUUAAACGUAUAUUUCUAGCGAGUGAUGAUCCAAAAGUAAUUACUGCUGCAAAACAACGUUACGUAGAAUAUGAGAUUAUAGCUGAUAUUGAUAUAGCGCAAACAGCAUCAGUAUCACGCCGUUAUUCUAAUCUAUCUUUACAAGGAAUUAUAAUUGAUAUUUAUUUUCUUUCACGCUGCGACUAUUUAGUAUGUACAUUUAGCUCUCAAGUCUGCCGCGUUGCCUAUGAACUUAUGCAAACCCAUUUUCCUGACGCAUACAAUAGAUUUUCUUCAUUAGAUGAUAUAUAUUACUAUGGCGGUCAAAAUCCACAUCCACAAAUUGUCACUAUUAAUCAUGUUCCAAAAAGAGAAGGAGAAAUAGAACUAAAAAUUAAUGAUGAAAUUGAAGUUUAUGGAAAUCACUGGGACGGUUACUCAAAAGGUAGAAAUUUAAGAACGGGCAUGAUUGGAUUAUUUCCAAGCUUUAAAAUUAAGAAUCCUGUGAAAGCAGUUGUUUUCCCAAAGUACCAACAUUUACGUAUCAAUAAAAAUCUUAGCUAAAUGUUAUUAUUUUUUAAAAUUGAUAAUACUUUUUAAUGUGAGACAAUUUAUAUUUUUAUAAUAAGUAUUAAAUUUAAAGGCUUAAAAAAUUAAUAAAGAUGACAAGAUAUUUGUACAAAGUU
Molecule: messenger RNA, 2306 nt
Organism: Nasonia vitripennis (jewel wasp)
Lineage: Eukaryota; Metazoa; Arthropoda; Insecta; Hymenoptera; Pteromalidae
Gene: FucT6
Product: alpha-(1,6)-fucosyltransferase
Exons: 7
Coding region: 412-2184 (590 amino acids)
Biological process (GO): protein N-linked glycosylation
Molecular function (GO): alpha-(1->6)-fucosyltransferase activity; protein binding
Source: RefSeq, a predicted model, not a curated record